GGAGGAGGGGCCGCAGUCAGCGCUGAGGCGCGGCGGGGCAGCGCUCAUUCUGGUUUGUCGCUGCCCGCGGGACGGACCGUGCUCGCCUCGCUCCCCUGCCGCCGCCAUGUCCCGGGAGCCCGAGAUCAUGGAGUCGCAGGUGAUGUGGGAGCCUGACACGAAGCGUAACACCCACAUGGACCGGUUCCGCGCCGCCGUGGCCAGCAGUUGCGGGCGCCGCCUGGCCAACUAUGAUGAUUUAUACCAGUGGUCAGUGGAAUCCUACUCCGAUUUCUGGGCAGAAUUCUGGAAGUACAGUAACAUUGUCUGCUCUCACCUCUAUGAUGAGGUGGUGGAUACAUCCAAAAGCAUUGCAGAUGUCCCGGAAUGGUUUAAGGGCAGCCGUCUGAACUAUGCAGAGAAUCUCCUGAAGCACAAGGACAACGACAAGAUUGCACUGUAUGCAGCAAGGGAAGGCAAAGAAGAAAUUGUGAAAGUUACUUUUGAAGAGCUGAGACAAGCUGUGGCUUUGUAUGCUGCAGCCAUGAGGAAGAUGGGAGUAAAAGUAGGAGACAGAGUUGUGGGUUACUUGCCCAACAGCAUCCAUGCAGUGGAGGCAAUGCUGGCCGCUGCGAGCAUUGGUGCCAUCUGGAGUUCCACAUCCCCAGACUUUGGCAUUAACGGCGUACUGGACAGAUUUUCCCAAAUUCAGCCUAAGCUCAUCUUCUCUGUCGAAGCUGUUAUAUACAAUGGCAAAGAACACAACCACUUAGAAAAGCUGCUGAGGGUGGUAAAAGGGCUUCCAGACCUAAAAAAAGUGGUGGUGAUUCCAUAUGUAUCUUCAAGAGAAACCAUAGAUAUUUCUAAGAUUCCAAACAGUGUCUUUCUAGAAGAUUUCCUUGCCACUGGGAAAGGAGACCAGGCUCCCCAGCUGGAGUUUGAGCAGCUGCCUUUCAGUCAUCCUCUCUUUAUCAUGUAUUCUUCUGGCACCACAGGGGCACCYAAAUGCAUGGUUCACUCAGCAGGGGGUACCCUGAUACAGCACCUGAAGGAACACAUUCUUCAUGGCAACAUGACCAGCAAUGAUGUGAUCAUGUACUACACAACGAUCGGCUGGAUGAUGUGGAACUGGCUGGUGACUGCGCUUGCCACAGGAGCCUCAGUGGUCCUGUAUGAUGGAUCUCCUCUAAUUCCCUCUCCAAACGUGCUCUGGGACCUGACUGACAGGCUGGGGAUCACCAUCCUUGGAACGGGUGCAAAGUGGCUGGCUGUGCUAGAAGAGAAAAAUUUAAAACCYUGUGAAACCCACAAUCUCCAAACACUCCACACUAUCUUGUCUACGGGAUCACCUCUCAAAUCUCAAAGCUAUGAGUAUGUCUACAAACACAUAAAAAGCAAUGUCCUCCUGGGAUCCAUUUCAGGUGGAACAGAUAUAAUUUCGUGUUUCAUGGGUCAGAAUGUUACAGUUCCAGUUUACAAAGGAGAAAUUCAGGCCAGAAAUCUUGGAAUGGCUGUAGAAGCAUGGAAUGAUGAAGGAAAACCAGUUUGGGGUGAAAGUGGAGAGCUGGUUUGCACCAAGCCUAUUCCCUGUCAGCCCACGCACUUCUGGAACGAUGAGAAUGGAAGCAAAUACAGAAAGGCUUAUUUUUCCAAAUUCCCAGGUGUCUGGGCCCAUGGUGAUUACUGCAAAAUUAACCCCAAGACUGGAGGAAUUGUCAUGCUGGGUCGCAGUGAUGGUACAUUAAAUCCAAAUGGAGUAAGAUUUGGAAGCUCUGAAAUCUAUAACAUAGGUAUGAAAUCAACUUUCCACCUCUUUCAGCUCCUGUGUGUCCCUCAGUACAACAAGGACGGYGAGGAGAGGGUGAUCCUGUUUUUGAAGAUGGCAUCCAACCACACGUUCAGCCCCAGGCUGGUGAAGCGCAUCCAGGACGCCAUCCGCGUGGCGCUGUCCGCCCGCCACGUCCCCAGCCUCAUCCUGGAGACCAAAGGCAUUCCUUAUACAGUAAAUGGGAAGAAAGUGGAAGUAGCUGUGAAGCAAAUAAUCGCAGGGAAAGAAGUUGAGCAGCGGGGAGCUUUCUCAAACCCAGAGGCUUUGGACCUGUACCAAAAUAUUCCUGAGCUUCAAGACUAUUAAAGUCACUUGUUUGGAGGUUUUUUGUUUUUUUUUUUCUGUGUGUCUUUGUUCUGUAUUUGUUUUGUAUAUACCAAUACUGUAUGUAAAGAAAAAGCUCUAUUUAAUACCAGUGGUUCUUUUAAAAGAAAAAAAUUCUCCAUGAAGUGCAUUAUGAAAGGCUUGGGUAAAGCUUAGCUCCCUUUUAUUGGUUCAAUAUGCCAUAUAUUUUGGAGUUUUUUUCCAGCCUGGAAGGAGAAACCUGCCUGUUUUGAUUUUUAUAUCUAUMUAUAUAUAUAUAUGAGUGCACCUUUUCAGAUUAGAUUUACAGCAGCUGCCCAUCAAAUGGGAGCACCCAUAGUUGCAGAUAGAYUAUUUCUUCCAUGAAAUGUUUGCUUUCUUUUUUUAAACUGGACCUUUAGCAACGUUUUUCAAUCCAUGUGUUUCACACCCUGCAAGGAAUCCACAGUGAUUUUAACCCUUUGACCCUGAAACAUGCAAGUSUUCUCCAUGUAGUGUGCAUUAAAAUGUUUUUAUAAAGCCAAAUCAUAAUGCACUGAACCCAUUCGACUUGACUCCGAAUUAUUUCACUCUUGAAAUGUCUCAUGGUACCUUUGAGGGUAAUUGCUGCUUCAUUUUGGGAUGUAGCCUUCUCAUUGUUUUAAGCUGUUUGUUGAGAGACUUCUGGAGGCUCAGGAGGUGAGGGAGCUUCUGCCUCCUCCUUAUUCCUGGGGUAACUCCAGGUUAUUUCCAUGGAAUUUGCUGUCAUUAACAUAAUUACACUUGAAGAAACCAUUUUGCUUUUACUUGGUUGAAGUCCUUAACUGGCCCUGAGGUUAGCUGAGGAAUUCCAGUGUGUUUCUUUCUUAAAAGCUGAUGGGUUUUGUAACUUUUUUUACUAAAUGUCACAUUGGAAGUGAGAGACACCUUUUCUAGGUCUGUAAUCCUCCAGUUUAUAAAGGGAAAAUGCUGUAAUGAGCUAACUAAAAACAGUGAAAUGGAAGCACUAAAAUUUGUUUUUCAUCAAAUGCAGUUACAGUAGCUGUACCAACCCUCUGGCAUUCAGUGUCUCCUGCACUAUUUGAAUUUUGUGGGUGAAAUAUUAUUGUACUUAACAAUUGUGUUGGAUGCAUUCAGCGUUGAUAAAGAGUCAAUUAAAAGGAAUCAAUUCUUUAUAUAUAUAAUUAUA
Malurus melanocephalus (red-backed fairy wren) is the source of this 3278-nucleotide messenger RNA. RefSeq names its product acetoacetyl-CoA synthetase (gene AACS). Lineage: Eukaryota; Metazoa; Chordata; Aves; Passeriformes; Maluridae. The transcript has 18 exons. The record is from RefSeq and is a predicted model, not a curated record. Gene Ontology annotation, cellular component: cytosol. Gene Ontology annotation, molecular function: acetoacetate-CoA ligase activity. Gene Ontology annotation, biological process: positive regulation of insulin secretion; lipid metabolic process. Bases 107 to 2113 code for a protein of 668 amino acids.